ACGAAGUACGUAGGGUUUUAUGUAAGAAGGCUUAACUUUCCCGCCUCUAGCAACUCCAGGGAACCAUAUGUAACAACAAUUUAAAAGAUCGAAUUGGCAAGUAGGGUUGUUGGCCGCAGUGCCCUGCUUUUUCUCGUGCUAAGGUGUCGACUGAACAAAAACAAGUAUAAAGGUAGAUUGGUAGUUUACCAGGAGCACAGUGAAAAUAUACGAGUUGUCUUAUAAAGUUAUAGCUUGGAAGAAAUAGUCCGCGCGAGCAACCGAAACACAAUGAGAUUACGAACCGUGUGUUUUGUUAUUUUAUGUAUCUCCUGCUACGCCAACGGCGGUUACACUGGUUACGGUGGUUAUGACAAUGGUGCUUCUGGUUAUGGUCAACCUUAUGGAUUUAAACAUGGCAAAGGAGUUGCAUUUAAGACACGUCAUCAUUUUCCAGGUGGAUAUGGCGAGGGUGCUUAUCAAGGGAUCGGGCAGAGUGUCCACGUAGAUCUUCCUGGUGGCGGCAAGGCCUACGGCUACUCAGGAGGCUAUAGCAUGGGCUAUGGAGCCAGCUAUGGCCAUGGUGCUCCAAAUCAUUUCUCGGGAGGACUCGGUCACGCAGUGGGACACGGCAAAGGUUACAGCGGUUCGUUUGGCUACGGUAACCCAGCUGUGGGGCAACAUGCCUUGUCUGGCCUUCACCAACAAAUCCAAAACAUUGUCCACAGCGCAUUCAGCGGAGGUCAUCAAGGUGGCUUGUUUGGUGGCAAUCCUUUCUUGCCGUUUUAAUUCUUCCAUUAUAAAUCUUUUUGUUAUUAAAUGAUAUUUAUUAUACUUCACUGCUUGGGAACAAGAGUUUAAUGUAAC
This is a messenger RNA of Limulus polyphemus (Atlantic horseshoe crab), 846 nucleotides long. Its product is annotated as keratin-associated protein 6-2-like. Lineage: Eukaryota; Metazoa; Arthropoda; Merostomata; Xiphosura; Limulidae. Bases 271 to 768 code for a protein of 165 amino acids. The record is from RefSeq and is a predicted model, not a curated record. The transcript has 2 exons.